Messenger RNA from Ctenocephalides felis (cat flea), 1264 nucleotides. RefSeq names its product protein SON-like. The coding region runs from base 70 to 1185 and encodes 371 amino acids. NCBI's taxonomy places the organism in Eukaryota, Metazoa, Arthropoda, Insecta, Siphonaptera, Pulicidae. The record is from RefSeq and is a predicted model, not a curated record. The transcript has 10 exons.
UUUUAGAGUUAUAUAUAUAUUUAGGCAUAUAUAAUAUUUUCUAAUAUAAUAUAUGAAGACAAGCUAAAAAUGAACCAAAAGAAGUCUUUCCGAAUAAAUAUUAAGCAGAAUGUUCCACCGGGACAGCGGUCCCAUGAUCCUGUAAACAGGACAAUAAAGCCUGAAGAAGUUGUCGUAGUAAGAUCAAAGGGUGAGGGAUCAAAACCGUUAUUUUCACGUGACAACAUUGUUGUAAAUCAAGAUUUUAACAGCAGUGAUUCUGAUGAUGCUAAGUAUAAACGAAGCAAAUAUGAAAAUGAAAGACAGAAUUCAAAGAAUUACAGAAGAAGGAACUCGUCAUCUAGGUCGCCCUCAGUAGAUGUUGAUUAUAAACAUAAAUCAAAAACUUUAGUGAGACAUAAAAGACGUUCCAGAUCUCUCUCUCCUGAAAAUAGUGCAAUUAAGAAACAUUAUCUUAAAGAAAAAAGUCCUUAUUAUGUUGAUGAACAACGGGAAAAGGAUAGAAUUGCUAGGAAAUAUGAUAGAAGAAAAACAAGAUCUAGGUCCAGGUCUCCUUCUCGAGGCAAUUAUCGCCGUAGUCGAGGUUCUGAAAGAAGGAGUAGGUCACUCGAUAAUAGAAGAGCAUCUCAUAAAAGGACUAGAUCACCAACUAGAAAAAGAACUCCUGAGGAAGAGGAUUCUUAUUAUGUAGAUCCUCAAAGAGAGAAAGAUAGGUUACGGGAAGAAAGAAAACGUUAUGAGAAAAUUCUAAAGGAGAUUCGAUCAAAAUCUCAUUAUAGGUAUCCCUCUAGAUCUCCGUCAAGAAAGUAUGUAGAAAGUGAAAGUAGGUAUCGAUAUAGGAGGUCCAGGACGAGAUCAAUUUCAAGAUCAAGAGGAAGUCGAUCUUAUGAUAGGGAUUGGAGCGUGAUGAGAUAUGAAAGGAUAAGAGAACGACCACCUUAUGUAGAACCUUCAUAUCCUGCUCCUCAUGGUUACCAUGGUUACAGAGAGGAAUUAUACUGCCAGCCAAUGGCGCCUAUGAUUAUGCCCCCUUACUCGUUACCGAGGAUGGCAGCUCCUCCGAGAUACAUGCCAGCUCAUGCUUCUGGUUAUGGGCAUCCGCCUUUAAGGUCUAGUUAUUAUCCAUCCUCUCGAUCUAGUUUAUAUCAUGUGCAACCAUCUAGGUAUCCCUACAGGCCCAUUUGAUGAGAAACUGCGUAAUGACUAUUGUUCUGGUAUGAAAUUAAUUUAUGAUUCAAUAAAUAAAGAAUGGACUGAAAAUUAU